AUGACAGAUACCCAUAGCACGCCGUUGGCGGCGCAGCUUCUCAAAAAGGCUCUGCGGCUUUCUUCGGCAGGUGCUACCAGAGCAUCUUCCGGUUUCCGCACAUCCAACUCGUUCGAGUCCACGAAACGGCGCUCCACUCUUUUGAUGACGCCUGCCUCCAACAAAAGAACAAGCAACUUGAACGGAUCUGUGCUACCUGCAUCGCAGUCGAGCGGCGGAGGCCAGAAUGCGCCAAUGUCUAACUCGCAGCUCUCGUCCUCGUACUCGCAAUCGUCACAAAGAAGAGGUGAUCUGAGACCCUUGAGAGACAAGAACUACCAGAGCCUUAUUCUGCAAGAGAUUUACGAUUUUUUGACAGCAAACAAGUUUGAGCUCGAAAUGAACCAUCCGAUCAUGCUCAAGACGCUCCAGCUGCCCACGCAAAAGGACUUUGUUUUGAUAUUCCAGUUUUUGUACGGCCGCAUCGACCCCAAUUACAAAUUCACCCGUUCCAUUGAAACAGAGGUGUUCGCUCUCCUCAAGACCCUCAAUUACCCAUAUCUAGAUGGCAUAAACAGAUCGUCCAUCAGUGCAGUUGGAGGCCAAAAUUGGCCUUCUUUUCUUGGAAUGCUCUACUGGCUUGUCAAGUUGAACUUGGCUCUUCUGAAUUUGAACGAAGAUUACUUCAUCGCACCUGACGACGUGUUUGAUCGUGUAUUUAUUAAGUACAUCAUCUCCUCCUACAGAGCCUUUAUCGACCAGAAGGAAGAUUACUCUGAUUUCUACGAGGAGAUGAAACGUGGCUUCGAGUCGGCCAACAGCGAAGUUUUACAAGAAGUGCAAAGCAAAAAAGAAGCGGAAAAGUUGCUACGUCAGGAAUUCGAUCUUUUGAACCGCCAGUAUCGUGAGGUUGAAGAAGCAGAAGCAAAAUCAAAGGCCCUAGAGAAUGAUCUUCGACAAUUCUCCGAAUACAUGGUCAAAAUGAAGGAGCGCCAGUCCAAGUGGGGUGAAAUUUUACAGCAGAUGGAGACCGAAAUUACCAAUGCUGAAAACCAACUUAAAGCUCUUGAAAUGGAGAAAAAGACAUACGAAAACUCCAUCAUCAAUAAGGGAUACACAAUCGCCGAUAUUGAUAAGCUGAACCAAGAGCGGGACAAACUCUCGAAAUCGAUUGAUGCAGUGUCUAACAAGAUCGAAGAUGCAAGAGAGAACCUUCAAAGGAGUGACAGUCAUUUGCGACAGAGUUUUCAAAGUCUAGAGAGUUUCGUCAACCAGUAUAAUCUUAUGACGCACAAGAUUUCGUCUGAUGACCUGUUCCGCCUCACUUUAAACAGCUCUUUGAUAGAAGAUGACACAAAGGGGUACGAUUAUGAGCAAGUUCUCAACAGGCCAUUGCGAGAGGAAAAAAUUAGACUUCUUCUGCGUCGAACAGAACUCAAUCAAGAAGUGCAUAAUAUUCAGGAGGAGUGCAUCAAAAUCGUGGAACAAGUUGACCAGUAUUCGGAGAAAAUAUUCGACCAACAGGAGGAGAUUGAGAGCCUUGAGGCUACAGUUGCGAAGAACAAGUCUACUCAAGAGGAGAUUUACGAGACAAUGGUGAGUGAAGGAACAAGCUAUUCAGCGCAGAUCGAAAAACUUGACCGAGAAUUGCAAGGGUUGCAGAUUAAUGUGAACAAAGGAAUUAUUGAAGCGGAGACGCGGCACAAGAAUUUGAAAAUUGCUUAUCAAGAAUGGAAAUAUCAUAUCAAGGAACAGCGGGAGGUUUUGCACGAUUCGGUCCAGCGCUUGAUUGACUAUAUUAUCUCGUUCAAACUAAACGUGCAAGAGAACAUAGAGGAGCUAGAUGCGCUCACACUCAAGGAGCUUGAGCACGAGCAAGGUCUCGAAGGAAGCAUCAGCGAAUAA
Clavispora lusitaniae ATCC 42720 is the source of this 1884-nucleotide messenger RNA. RefSeq names its product kinetochore-associated Ndc80 complex subunit. Lineage: Eukaryota; Fungi; Ascomycota; Pichiomycetes; Serinales; Metschnikowiaceae. The record is from RefSeq and is a predicted model, not a curated record. Gene Ontology annotation, cellular component: Ndc80 complex. Gene Ontology annotation, biological process: attachment of mitotic spindle microtubules to kinetochore.